CACUCUGAGUUGAACUACCUCAGGAUGUGUUUUACGUUGCUGGAUUGCAAAACAUUGCACAUACCAUGAGUAAGGACAAAUUCUCCAUAAAAAGAGAUGGCAGCCAUCCACCAACCCACACAGACCUGUAGAUCUCUCCCUGCUGAUAACUACCAGUGACUUAAACCUUCACUUAGAGGAAAGAAGAUGAAGUGCACCACCAUCUUUCUGGUGUUGUCCAUGGUGGUCCUCAUGGCUGAACCUGGGGACGCUUUCUUUGGCCACAUUUUAAAGGGAAUUGUUGGCGUCGGCAAGCACAUCCAUGGACACAUCCACGGGAGACACGGUGAAGCGAUGAGGGACCAGGACGCGAUGAGGGACCAGGAAGCGAUGAGGGACCAGGACGCGAUGAGGGACCAGGAAGCGAUGAGGGACCAGGAAGCGAUGGACCAACGAGCGUUUGAACGAGAGCGAGCGUUUGCCUGAGUCUACAAUGAUGGAGCAACCAUGAAAAUGAAAUGCUUUUUCUCCUUAAAUAAAGCAAAUAAAAUGGACUCAUCUGUGCUAACCAUUGCUUGAAAGUAGAAUGUCAUUAUUGAUUUAAACGUCAUUUGGAAUAAAUCUUCUUUGUUAUACAGCAAA
Eleginops maclovinus (Patagonian blennie) is the source of this 621-nucleotide messenger RNA. Its product is annotated as dicentracin-like. Gene Ontology annotation, biological process: defense response to bacterium. Lineage: Eukaryota; Metazoa; Chordata; Actinopteri; Perciformes; Eleginopidae. The transcript is spliced from 4 exons. The record is from RefSeq and is a predicted model, not a curated record. Bases 187 to 465 code for a protein of 92 amino acids.